Molecule: messenger RNA, 1128 nt
Organism: Zygotorulaspora mrakii
Lineage: Eukaryota; Fungi; Ascomycota; Saccharomycetes; Saccharomycetales; Saccharomycetaceae
Gene: ETR1
Product: enoyl-[acyl-carrier-protein] reductase
Exons: 1
Coding region: 1-1128 (375 amino acids)
Biological process (GO): fatty acid metabolic process
Cellular component (GO): mitochondrion
Molecular function (GO): trans-2-enoyl-CoA reductase (NADPH) activity
Source: RefSeq, a predicted model, not a curated record
AUGCUUCCAGCAUUCAGAAGAUUGAUGUCGACCAAGAUCCCCACACAUUUUAAGUCCGUAGUCUAUUCUGCAGAGAGCUUGGAGGAGUGUACAAGCGUGCUAUCAAUACAGAACUACAAGCCCAGAGAAGACUUAGAAAAGUCUAUUGUACUCCGUACACUGGCAUUUCCUAUCAAUCCAUCUGACAUCAAUCAACUGCAGGGUGUGUACCCUUCGAAGCCGGAAAAGACCCUCGAUUAUUCCACUCAUGAGCCUGCAGCAAUUGCAGGUAAUGAAGGCGUUUUUGAAGUUAUGUCAGUUCCAAAAGGUGAAACAAGUCUAACUGCAGGCGAUUGGGUCAUACCCGUUCAAGCCAACAACGGUACUUGGUCAAACUAUCGUGUUUUCUCCAAAGCAACAGAUUUGAUCAAAGUGAAUGGGCUUGACCUUUACAGCGCUGCUACAGUAUCGGUCAAUGGAUGUACCGCAUAUCAGUUAGUCAACAACUAUGUUGCUUGGAAUAAAGGCAGUAAUGAGUGGUUGGUUCAGAAUGCUGGAACCUCCAGUGUCUCAAAAAUCGUUACUCAAAUUGCAAAAGCUAAAGGAAUAAAGACACUAAGUGUUAUUCGUGACCGUGACAAUUUUGAUUCUGUGGCGCAGGUAUUGCAAGAUAAGUUUGGAGCAACAAAAGUUAUUUCCGAGUCUCAGAAUAAUGAUAAAUCAUUCAAUAAGGAAACCCUACCAAAACUCUUGGGACCGGAUGCCAGAAUAAGAUUAGCAUUGAAUUCAGUCGGAGGUAAAUCAAGUUCUGCAAUUGCACGUAAACUUGAGAAGAAUGCAUUGAUGCUUACUUAUGGUGGAAUGUCAAAGCAGCCAGUAACUCUACCAACAUCAUUGCAUAUAUUCAAAGGUCUAACUUCUAAGGGAUUCUGGAUCACGGAGAAUAACAAGAAGAAUCCACAGGAAAAAGUAGAAAAUAUAAAGGAUUUCAUCCAAUUAUAUAGAGAUGGUAAAAUCAUCUCACCAAAGGAAGAGAUUAAUACAGUUGACUGGGACGUUCAUUCAACUAACGAUGAGCAACUGCUUGAGAUGAUUAAAAAUGCUAUAGAUGGCACUGGCAAGAAACAAAUGGUUGUGUUGAAAUGGUAA